AGUGCCUUACAAUAGCAAGAGACAGGCUUAUAGGAAAAAUUCUGCUCAACUUGUAAGCCGUUUUCAGCCUCAGCCUGCCUCAACCAGCCCAAAGCAGUGUGGGAAGUGUGGCAAAACCCCUACACAUGUAUGGACUGAAUGCCCAGCAAAAGAUGCUGAAUGUAGAAAAUGUCAAAAGAGGGGACACUUUGCAUCUGUGUGCAGAUCAGCUCAAAACCUAGAAUCCAUUGAGGAGGAUUAUGUGGCUGCUUAUUUGGGAGCUGUUGACUAUCCACAGUCGUCUACAUGGACUGAAAUGCUUACCAUAAAUGGUGGCCCGAUGUGCUUUAAAGUGGACACGGGGGCAUCUGUGACUGCUAUCCCAGAAACAGAAUACACGCAGGAGAAAUAUGGCAGCUACACAGUGACACGCAGACCUCUGCUGGGCCCCGCCAGUCAACCUCUGGAUGUCAAAGGGAAAGUGCAUGCUGUCAUUCAGAGAGGCGACAGAAAGAUUGAGGAGGAGGUGUUCAUUGUGAAAGACCUGACCACACCCUUAUUGGGCCUGCCAGCCAUUCGCAGACUGCAGAUGAUUCCUCAGCUCCAUAGCAUAGACAAUGCAGAGACGCACUUCCGCUCAACCUACGCAGAUGUCUUUACAGGGCUAGGUAAACUUAAAGGUGAAUAUAAAAUUAAGCUGAAAGACAAUGCACCACCCUAUGCCCUCUCUGCCCCACGACGUGUAGCCAUCCCACUCCGGGCCAAAGUUAAAGAGGAACUAGACCGGAUGGAGAAAAUGGAGGUCAUAGCCCGUGUUGAAGAACCAACUGAAUGGUGCGCAGGCAUGGUCCCUAUUGUGAAAACAUCGGGGAAACUACGCAUUUGUGUAGAUUUAACCCAUUUGAACGAGAGCGUCAUCAGAGAGAGACACAUCUUACCGGCAGUGGACGAGACGCUGGCCAAGCUGGAAGGAGCCAGAGUCUUCACAAAGCUUGAUGCAACAUCAGGCUUUUGGCAAGUACCGCUCCAUCAAGACUCAAUGCUGUUGACCACGUUCAUCACACCAGAGGGCCGAUAUUACUUCAAGAGGUUACCUUUUGGUAUAUCAUCGGCCCCUGAGCACUUUCAAAAGAGGAUUUCCCAGCUGAUUGAUGGCAUUGACGGAGUGCUAUGUCAUGCUGAUGAUGUCCUCAUCACAGGAAAGGACCGGGCAGAACACGACGAUAGGCUGCACAGGGUGCUACAGAAAUUCAGAGAGUCUGGGCUCACUCUGAAUGAAAAAUGCCAGUUCGCACUGACAGAAGUCCGUUUUCUGGGCCAUGUCAUAAACUCCCAGGGCAUCAGAGCAGACCCGGAUAAGAUAAAGGCGAUCCGUGACAUGCCUGAACCGAAGGAUGUGGCAGAUGUUCGCCGUUUCAUGGGCAUGGUGAACUUUGUAGGGAAAUUCUCACCACGCCUGCCUGACUUGACAAAGCCCAUCCGCGAUCUGUUGAAGACAGAGAACAGCUGGACAUGGGGAGCACCCCAACAGAAAGCGUUCCUGGACACUAAGAAAGAAUUAGGGUCAGAGACGGUGUUAGCCCAAUACAGCCCAAACCAUGAAACCAUGGUGUCAGCGGAUGCCUCUUCGUAUGGACUAGGAGGUGUCUUAACACAAAAACAGCUAGGUGGUGAGUGGAGACCUGUCGUCUUCAUUUCAAGAAGUUUGACUAAAGCCGAGUCAAGAUAUGCCCAAAUAGAAAAAGAGGCUUUAGCUACGACCUGGGCAUGUGAGCGCCUGCGCGGAUACUUGAGCGGCCUAGAUUUCACUAUAAGAACAGAUCACAAGCCACUCAUAACGCUCCUGAAGUCCAGAGCACUGGAUGAUCUUCCGCCGAGGAUUAUCAGAUUCAGAUUAAGGCUGCUCAGAUUCAAUUUCAACAUCAUCCAUGUCCCAGGUAAAAACCUGAUAACAGCUGAUGCUCUGUCCAGAGCGCCUCUUCCAGCCACAGCCACGGAGGCGGAGCAAGACCUGGAAAAGGAAUGCAAAGCUUACUUGGACAGUGUAGUAGAAAGCCUGCCAGCCACACCGACAAAGCUGGAACAAAUUAAGAGCGCACAAACCUCUGACAACACCUGCAAACGUCUCAGUCGACACAUUGCAAACGGCUGGCCUGAACACAGACGAGAUAUGCAUGAGCUGCUGUUGCCCUACUGGCCUGAAAGGUCAGUCCUGCAUGAAGGAGGAGGACUGCUCAUGAAAGGUGAGAGACUCAUCAUCCCUGAACACAUGAGACCUGACAUCCUACAGAGACUUCACCAGGGACAUCAGGGUAUCAACAAAUGCCUAGCUAGGGCUAGAGAAUCUGUCUGGUGGCCAGGCAUCACGUCUGCUGUAAAGCAGAUGGUCGAGAGAUGUGAGAUUUGUGCACGUGAAGCUCAAACACCUGUCGAGCCUCUGCUCACGACUGACCUCCCAAGCAGACCAUGGCAGAGGGUCGCAGCAGAUCUUUUCCAAUGGCAGAAUGGGAACUAUCUAGUCAUGAUAGACUACUUCUCUCGCUAUAUUGAGGUUUGCACCCUACCUGGAGGCACAACAGCUAAACAGACUAUUGCACGAUUUAAAGCUGUGUUUGCUAGGUAUGGAUGCCCAGAAGUGCUAGUCACGGACAACGGUCCUCAGUUUUCCUGUCAUGAAUUCUCUCAGUUUGCAAGAGAUUAUGACUUUACACAUGUGACAAGCAGCCCCCGUUAUCCCCGCAGCAAUGGGGAGGCUGAACGGGCCGUCAGAACUGUUAAGUCUCUCUGUGUGGAUCAGACCCACACGCACCAGAGGGACAUACGAGGUGGAGACCCCGGAUGGAGGACGGCUGCGACGCAACCGUUCACACCUCAGGGAAGUACCAGUGCCCCCAACAUCAGGUGACAUGUCAAUGACUAGGUCAGGGAGACUGUCUAGGGCUCCUGAAAGACUGGACCUUUGAACACUAAACACACACCUACACACUACGGAGGACAGAAAAGAUGUUAAAGCAAAAGAAAAGUCAUAAUGUUCAGUUUAAAAAGUGAAAUGUUUAGUCGAAAAGCUAUGUUCUGAUUUAAUGCAUCUAGUGAGUAAUCUCAUACAAUAGCUACAGUAAAGUAUAAUUUCUUCUGUUAGUUUCUCAGUUUAGACUUUUAAGUUUUAAUAAGGAUUUGAGUGAACUCCAGAAAUUAUAAGAUAAGUUAGGAAACCGGAAAGUAGCCAUAUUGUUGAAUGCACUUUGUCAUCUUGAGGUUCUGACAAAGCAGUUAAACAUUCAUCUAAAAGGGGGAGAUGUAGUGGCCGGCUAUGGCCAGGUGAUGGCGCACUGAUGUAUGAUGUUAUGAUAUACGUGUGAGAUGAAGUAUAAUUAAAGUUGUCGAGUUGCAUCCUGAUGGUUGUGUCCUUGAGUACCGAGUAUAUAGGCACAAUACACACAUCUAUUUACUCUCCCUGUUUCCCCUUGAGAGCACCUAUCCAUUGUUAUUCUCUUAUUCUCCCUUUAGUGUUAGCAUAGUGUUAUUCUCUUAUUCUCCCUUUAGUGUUAGCAUAGUGUUAUUCUCUUAUUCUCCCUUUAGUGUUAGCAUAGUGUUAUUCUCUUAUUCCUUCUUUAGUGUUGGCAUAGUGUUAUUCUUACUCCCUCUUUAGUGUUGGCAUAGUGUUAUUCUUACUCCCUCUUUAGUGUUGGCAUAGUGUUA
This is a messenger RNA of Clupea harengus (Atlantic herring), 3678 nucleotides long. RefSeq lists its product as uncharacterized. The coding region runs from base 296 to 2884 and encodes 862 amino acids. The transcript has 3 exons. The record is from RefSeq and is a predicted model, not a curated record. Lineage: Eukaryota; Metazoa; Chordata; Actinopteri; Clupeiformes; Clupeidae.